AUGGAAUCGGAUCUUGGCAAGCUCUUCAUUGGGGGAAUUUCCUGGGACACUGAUGAGGAACGUCUCAGAGAAUAUUUUGGAAAAUAUGGAGAAGUGAUAGAGGCUGUAAUUAUGAGAGAUCGCACAACAGGUCGCGCUCGUGGUUUCGGUUUUGUUGUCUUUUCGGAUCCUGUUGUUGCUGAAAGAGUCAUCAUAGAUAAGCACAUAAUUGAUGGCCGCACAGUUGAAGCUAAGAAAGCUGUUCCUAGGGACGAUCAGAUAACCGUAAACAGACAGUCUGGUGGCAUCCAAGGAUCUCCUGGUCCUGGACGCACCAAAAAGAUUUUUGUUGGAGGUUUACCAUCAACAAUCACAGAGAGUGAUUUUAAAAAGUACUUUGAUCAGUUUGGUACAAUUACUGAUGUUGUUGUAAUGUACGAUCACAAUACCCAGAGACCAAGAGGUUUUGGCUUCAUCACAUAUGAUUCGGAAGAAGCUGUGGACAGAGUUCUCUAUAAAACCUUUCAUGAACUCAAUGGCAAGAUGGUUGAGGUCAAGAGGGCAGUUCCUAAAGAGCUUUCACCUGGACCUAGCCGGAGCCCAUUGAUAGGAUAUAAUUAUGGUUUGAAUAGGACCAGUAGCUUCCUAAAUAGUUAUGCUCAGGGUUUCAAUAUGAGUCCAAUUGGAAAUUAUGGAGUCAAGAUGGAAGGAAGGUUUAGUCCACUUACUAAUGCUAGAAGUGGGUUUACUCCAUUUGGCUCCAAUGGUUAUGGAAUGGGAGUGAAUUUGGAUUCAGGAUUGAACACAAGCUAUGGAGGGACUUCUGGUUAUGGUGGCAGUCUUGGAUAUGGUCGGAUAAGUCCCUUGUACAAUGGCAACCCAAACAGAUAUACUACUCCUAUUGGCAAUAGCGCUGGUAGUGGGAGAAGUGAUUCUCUUAUGAACUCAGCUUCUCGGAGUGUUUGGGGAAAUGGGGGCCUUAACAAUGCUGCCAAUAAUUCAGCCAGCCCUGGUGCUUACAUGGGAUCUGGAAGUGGGGCUUUUGGUGUUUCAAUUGGAAAUAGUGGUGCAAAUUGGGGUCCAUCAGUCCCAGCACAGGGUGGAGGGGCUGCUUCUGGGUAUAGUACUUGGGGUAACACUUAUGAAGGUGGGGAUAACAGCAUUGGUUUAGGAGGUGGAGGGUAUGGAAGGAACAGCAGCCUAAGUGUGCCUCAAUCCUCAACAUUUACUGCACCAACUGGUGGUUAUGAAGCAUCCUAUGGGGACUUGUACCGUAGCGGUUCAGUUUACAGUGACUCAACGUGGCAGUCUGCUGCUUCUGAGAUAGAUACUUCUGGUUCUUUUGGUUAUGGUGGACUUGGUGGUAUGGCUACAGAUGAUCCAAUAAAGAAUUCUGAAGGUUUUAUUGGAAACUACAAUGUAAUAAGUAGACAAACUAAUAGAGGAAUUGCUGCGUAG
Molecule: messenger RNA, 1437 nt
Organism: Sphenostylis stenocarpa
Lineage: Eukaryota; Viridiplantae; Streptophyta; Magnoliopsida; Fabales; Fabaceae
Source: the annotation of a GenBank genome assembly